Molecule: messenger RNA, 1236 nt
Organism: Paraglomus brasilianum
Lineage: Eukaryota; Fungi; Glomeromycota; Glomeromycetes; Paraglomerales; Paraglomeraceae
Source: the annotation of a GenBank genome assembly
AUGCAAGGAAACUGGGAGACGCUUGAAGUAUUGCCUUCACACAAUCUCGUAGUUGUUCCGGAAAGCAAUAAAGUCAGAGUACUCUUAAAAUCACUGCCCUCGACAGAUAUUACUUUUGGAUCAAAGAUAGGAGAGUGUGGCGGCCUAAAUCAAAGAUGUAGAAUCUAUAUACCGCCUGAAAAAGAGGACGUUAUACCGAAACGUGCUGAUCAGAUUAUCAAACUACCUCUUCCGGACAAGUUAUUAGCGGAACUUUACAGAAAACGAGAGAAACAUCUAACGGCGAAGCCAUUAGAACCAUUGAUUCCAACAAUCUUUGCAACGCUUAAUACUAAAUCACCGUCUAGUCCCACUACCUCAUCUCCCCGCUCAUCCUCAUUCCCCAAUCAAAACAUGUCUCUGUCUCAUUCAUCGCCACACAGUCUGCCUGUUAAGCGCAAUUCAGAUACGGUGAAAGAUGGCGAGGAAGGCAAGUCGGAAGAGGAAUAUAUCACUCAAAAGGGAAACAAUUAUUCUCCCAGUCAUGUGGCUAAAUUCUGUGUCACACGUCACGAGAUCAAGUAUCAUCAAAUGUUAGAAUUUCACAUUUUCAAUUCAUUCUGUCAUAAAAUGAAUAGCUUAAAAGACGAACUAGAGAAGUCAGGUUGGUUCCUAAACGAAGAAGGCAUUUCUCAAAUAGCUGAUACGCUGGAAUGCGACGUUGAAGCCCUUACAGUCCAACAAAUUAUUGCAGAAGCUUUAAAUACGGACCUUCGCCACAUAUCAUCUGGUUCGUUACCACGAGAUAUCACAACAAAGUCUCAUAUUUCAUCGCCAUUAGUUCUCCAAAUUCUCUCCAUUACAAAUCUGUCGACACCACAACAGAAUCAGUCGAAUUCUCCACGGCUUUUGCAAGUAGAGUUUACCGAUGGAAAGAAGAAAGUCAAGGGGUUUGAAAUGUUGGGAGAGAUAGAAGGAAUCACCCUGAAUACCCCGCCGGGCAUAAAAGUCUCUGUUAAAAAGGAUAUCGCUAUUCGGGACAAUUUUCUUCUACUAGGACCUGGUAUGCUGAAAAUUUUAGGAGGAGAAGUCGAGGAAUUAACAAAAGAAUGGAAGGCAGGAAAGCAAUUCAUCAAUCGCUCCCAUAAAGGUGCAAAAAAAACGGGUAAUACAUCCAUUCAAGAAGAUGGACCUCCCCCGUUUAUUCCCUUUACAUCCGACGUUUGGAAACUCGUUUGUGGAGGUGGUGUUUGUGGA